This is a messenger RNA of Brassica napus (rape), 1297 nucleotides long. Its product is annotated as bifunctional L-3-cyanoalanine synthase/cysteine synthase D2-like. NCBI's taxonomy places the organism in Eukaryota, Viridiplantae, Streptophyta, Magnoliopsida, Brassicales, Brassicaceae. Gene Ontology annotation, molecular function: cysteine synthase activity. The record is from RefSeq and is a predicted model, not a curated record. The transcript has 10 exons. The coding region runs from base 147 to 1118 and encodes 323 amino acids. Gene Ontology annotation, cellular component: cytoplasm.
UUUUUAACUAUAUACACAUUACCAUGCUACUGUACCACCACUCUAUAUAUUCAGUCUGGUGUAGAUUUAGAGACUUAUCAGUUCAUUUUACCUUCACCAUUGACACUUUCGUUCAAACUUUAAAGGAUUUUUAAAGAAAGACUAAUAUGGAAGAUCGUUGCUUGAUCAAGAACGAUGUGACUGAAUUGAUUGGUAACACACCAAUGGUGUAUCUGAACAAAGUUGUUGACGGUUGUCUAGCCCGUAUAGCCGCCAAGCUUGAGAUGAUGGAACCUUGCUCUAGCGUCAAAGACAGAAUCGCUUAUAGUAUGAUCAAAGAUGCGGAAGACAAAGGAUUGAUUACUCCUGGAAAGAGUACAUUGAUUGAGCCAACGGCUGGUAACACCGGGAUUGGACUAGCCUGCAUCGGUGCAGCAAGAGGCUACAAAGUGAUACUUUUGAUGCCUUCAACGAUGAGCUUAGAGAGGAGAAUCAUUCUAAAAGCAUUAGGUGCAGAGCUUCAUCUCACAGAUGUGAAGAUAGGCAUUCAAGGAAUGCUGGAGAAAACUGAAGAGAUACUAAGCAAAACUCCUGGUGGUUUUGUUCCCCAACAGUUUGAAAAUCCGGCAAAUCCUGAGAUUCAUUACCGAACCACGGGUCCGGAGAUAUGGAGAGAUUCAGCAGGGAAAGUAGAUAUAUUGGUUGCUGGUGUUGGAACUGGUGGAACUGUUAGUGGUGUAGGGAAGUUUCUCAAGGAGAUGAAUAAAGACAUUAAGGUUUGUGCGGUUGAACCUGCAGAAAGUCCAGUACUCAGUGGAGGAGAACGAGGUCCACAUUUAAUUCAGGGGAUUGGUUCUGGUAUCAUCCCAACCAAUUUGGAGUUAAGCAUUGUUGAUGAGAUCAUUCAAGUGAAAGGUGAGGAAGCUAUUGAAACAGCCAAGCUUCUUGCUCUCAAAGAAGGAUUAUUGGUGGGGAUAUCCUCUGGAGCUGCUGUAGCGGCUGCGUUGAAGGUUGCAAAGCGGCCAGAAAACGCAGGGAAACUCAUUGUGGUGGUUUUUCCCAGUGGAGGAGAACGUUAUCUAUCGACUAAACUGUUUGAUUCUGUUAGGUUUGAGGCAGAGAAUAUGCUGAUUGAAUGAGUGGCGGUUUGGUCUUGAUAAGAGAUGUUUGUACCAAGGUUAUAGUUUGAUUGUUCCUGGCCUUUGGAAAAUCUAUUAAUGUUACAUAGUCGAUGAUAAAUGAUUGCAAGGCAUCGAUUAGUGUGUCCGAGUGUGUAUAAUAAAGAAUAAUGGAAGAUUAUAAAGUGAUCUUCUGUAAC